AUGAACGGCAACAGAUUUAGUGACCCUCCAGGCAACUGUGCCCGUACAAUUUACCAUGGAACGUUCAUUCAUUUACCACGUAUGCCAGACAUAGAGGCAACUCCAGAAUCUGCCCCAAAAUAUCACUUGAUUGUCAAUCAUGGCGCCCUAUGGGUGAACACUUCCAGUGGGAGAAUUGAAGGGUUUGACUGGAAUGUGAAUGGCGACAAGGAGCUAGAUGUGCUGAUUGAGAAACAUGGAUGGAAAGUGACUGAAAAUGAAAAUGCAGAGAACUCUGUGAAUAUCAUAAAAUCCAGGGAUGCGAAAAAUGGCUUUUUCUUUCCAGGUUUUGUGGAUACCCAUAUCCACGCACCGCAGUACCCAAACUCUGGAAUUUUUGGCUCUUCUACCCUCUUGGAUUGGCUGGAAACCUAUACGUUCCCUUUGGAAUCAUCAUUUGGAAUUAAGGAACACCCUGAUACUGUUCCCCAAUCGGCUCAUGUGGUAUAUAAUAGGGUUGUGUCUCGGACUCUAUCCCAUGGCACUACCUGUGCAGCGUAUUUUGCCACAAUCCACCUCCCAGCUACUAAUCUUCUAGCGGAUAUCUGCUAUGCUCGUGGACAACGGGCAUUCAUCGGCCGCGUAUGUAUGGACGAACCCCAGACAUGUCCGGACUUCUAUCGUGAUGAGUCUAGCGAGCAAUGUGUAGCGGCUGCACGGGCCUCAAUUGCAUAUAUCCGAUCUCUAGAUCCAAACGCCGCCCUCGUUUAUCCAAUAAUCACCCCUCGGUUUGCUCCAUCUUGCACUUCUGCCUCUCUUAUGGGCCUUGGUGCAUUGGCGGCAUCCACUACGCCGCCAACGUCCAUCCAGACACAUAUUUCAGAGAAUAAAGAUGAGAUAGAUUUGGUCUUGUCCCUUUUUCCAGAAAACACUAGCUAUGCUGAUGUCUACGACAAGUUCAAUCUUCUCACUCCGCAUACCAUUCUUGCACAUGGCGUUCACCUUACGGAGCCCGAAAGAGCUUUGAUCCAUUCCCGAGGCUCCGCAAUCUCCCACUGCCCUGCGUCCAACUCAGCCAUUGGCUCUGGAUUAUGCCCAGUUCGAACCCUCCUAGAUGAUGGUAUUCCUGUUGGAUUGGGUACCGAUGUGAGUGGCGGGUAUAAUCCAAGCAUCUUGGAAGCUGCCAGACAAGCAUGCCUGGUGUCCAGGCUCCUCUCCUUCCAGAAUGGCAACACGGGAAAUACCGUUUCUGGUGGGAAAGGGCGCGAGAAGCUGAGCGUAGAAGAGGCCCUCCAUCUAGCGACACGUGGUGGAGCAAAAGUAGUGGGAAUGGAGGACGAUAUAGGGGGAUUUGAUGUGGGGAUGUACUGGGAUGCGCAGUUGAUCGAGCUGGGUGGAACCGUGGAUGUGACCAGAGAGAAUUGGAAUCAUGGAAGUGUAGAUAUUUUUGGCUGGGAGAAGACUGAAGAAAAGAUUGCCAAAUGGAUGUGGUGUGGUGAUGAUCGCAACAUAAGAGCUGUCUGGGUGGGAGGAAGAUUAGUUCAUGGGGAGGUGCCAGACUUUUGA
This is a messenger RNA of Ophidiomyces ophidiicola, 1545 nucleotides long. RefSeq lists its product as uncharacterized. The coding region runs from base 1 to 1545 and encodes 514 amino acids. Gene Ontology annotation, molecular function: zinc ion binding; guanine deaminase activity. NCBI's taxonomy places the organism in Eukaryota, Fungi, Ascomycota, Eurotiomycetes, Onygenales, Onygenaceae. Gene Ontology annotation, biological process: guanine metabolic process. Gene Ontology annotation, cellular component: cytosol. The transcript is spliced from 2 exons. The record is from RefSeq and is a predicted model, not a curated record.